UCUAUUUGAACUUUCAUGCAAUUCGACUCGCUACGGUUCGAACUUCUUGUACGAUCUUAUAUACAUACACAAAUGUAUAUACAUCUUCUUCCUUCGCCGACCACAUCCAAUUCCAAACACUUCAAAGAUUACGCAGAUCUAUUUACUCGUCCUACACCUCUUCUCUCUCUCUUCACUUCCUCUCUCUAGAAAUCUAGGUUUUAGUCGUUAGUGGUCUCUGUACUCGUUCCUCAAAUUCAGCUUUCACUCUUUCUAUAUAUCUAUCUAUUUCUAUAUAUUUUUAUGAUUCUAUAUAUGCACAUGAUCUUCUAUUGGUCUUCAGAUUUGUGAAUUAGGGUUUUGAAGUAGAAUGUAGUGAUGAUAUAUAUUUUAAAUUUGUUGGGAUUUUAGAACCCUAGAUUUCCGCAGAAUGCAGAGCUCAACGAGCUCGGUGGCCCAGCCUGAGGCCAUACUCGAUUGGCUACAGAAGGAGAUGGGGUAUCGACCGUUGGGUCCGUACAUUGCGUCCAACAAGGCGGCAAUGCCAUCGAUUGACUCGCUUCGCAAGGUUUGCCGCGGAAACAUGAUUCCAGUGUGGAACUAUCUGUUGCUGAGAGUGAAAUCGGCGAAGACGGUGGACAAUAUCCGGCGAAACAUACUGGUUCAUGGUGAUGACGACAGUGGUGGCGGCGGAAAUGUUGAUCCUGUGAAAGCCGGCCAGGUGGGGAGGAGUAGAGGGAGGAGAAAGGAAAAGUUGGGUCUGGGAGGGGAAAGUUCGAGUUCCAGUUCAGUGGACGGUAGUAGAGAGAUUGCGUUACAGGAGAGAGAAUUGGCGGAGAAAGAGGUGGAAAAGUUGAGGCACAUAGUGAAGCGGCAGCGAAAGGAGUUGAAGGCUCGGAUGUUGGAGGUUUCGCGAGAGGAGGCAGAGCGUAAGCGAAUGCUUGACGAGAGGUCAAAUUACAGGCACAAGCAAGUGAUGCUGGAGUCCUAUCAUCAACAAUGUGAUGAAGCAGCAAAAAUAUUUGCAGAGUACCAUAAGCGUCUUCGUUACUGUGUUAAUCAAGCAAGGGAUGCUCAGAGUUUGAGUGUUGAGUCUUCUGUUGACGUGACUGACAGUUUUGGUACAAAAAGCGAGAAAGAGGCUGUUUAUUCAACUGUUAAAGGCACCAAAUCUGCAGAUGAUGUCAUUCUUAUAGAAACAACUAGUGAAAGAAAUAUCCGAAAGGCAUGUGAAUCUCUUGCCAUGCAGAUGAUUGAAAAGAUCUGCAAAUCAUUUCCGGCUUAUGAAGGAAGUGGAAUACAUUUUAAUUCCCAGUCAGAAGUCGCAAAGUUGGGUUUUGAUUAUGAUGGUGAACUACCUGGUGAGGUUGGAGAUGCGAUUAUGGACUGCCUGAAGAGUCCUUCCCAGUUGCUUCAGACAAUUACUGCAUACACUCAACGUCUGAAAACUCUGAUUACUCGAGAACUAGAGAAAAUUGAUAUUAGAGCUGAUGCAGAAACCUUGAGGUACAAAUAUGAGAAUAACACAGUAAUGGAUUCUUCUACUGAUGUCAGCUCAUCGUUGCAAUAUCAACUUUAUGGCAAUGAAAAUAUUGGAAAUGAUUUGCCUUCAAGAGGAACGCAAAAUCAACUUCUUGAAAGACAGAAAGCCCAUGUUCAGCAAUUUGUGGCUACUGAAGAUGCACUUAACAAAGCUGCAGAAGCUAGAAAUACGUGUCAGAAACUUAUAAAGCGUCUGCAUGGAAGUGCUGAUGCUGUUUCUUCGCACACACUUCUUGGAGGCACGCCACAGAAUAUGGGCAGUCUCAGGCAACUUGAGUUGGAGGUGUGGGCCAAGGAAAGAGAAGCUGCUGGCUUGCGGGCUGGCUUGAAUACAUUGAUGUCUGAAAUACACCGGUUGAAUAAAUUAUGUGCAGAGAGGAAGGAAGCUGAGGAUUCUUUGAGAAAGAAGUGGAAGAAGAUUGAAGAAUUCGACGCACGCAGAUCUGAACUUGAAUCCAUAUAUACUGCUUUACGUAGGGCUAACAUGGAUGCUGCUACAUUCUGGAAUCAGCAGCCAUUAGUGGCAAGGGAGUAUGCAUCUAGCACCAUAAUUCCCGCAUGCACAGUUGUUGUUGACAUAUCAAAUAAUGCAAAAGAUCUUAUUGAUAGAGAAGUGUCAGCCUUUUAUCAAAGCCCUGAUAAUAGCCCCUACAUGCUUCCAUCAACCCCACAGGCUCUCCUGGAGGCCAUGGGUGCUAAUGGGUCUACCGGACCUGAAUCAGUUGCUGCUGCAGAAAGGAAUGCUGCUCUGUUGACUGCAAGAGCCGGUGCCAGAGACCCAUCCGCAAUUCCUUCUAUAUGCCGCGUUUCUGCUGCCCUUCAAUAUUCUGCUGGUCUGGAAGGUUCUGAUGCUGGUUUAGCAUCAGUAUUAAAGUCCCUGGAAUUCUGUUUGAAGCUUCGUGGUUCAGAGGCUUGUGUGUUGGAGGACCUGUCAAAGGCAAUUAGCUUGGUUCAUAUGAGGCGGGAUCUUGUUGAAAGUGGACAUGCAAUGUUAAAUCAUGUUUUCCGUGCACAACAUGAGUACGAAAGGACAACAAGUUACUGUUUGAGUUUGGCUGCUGAGCAAGAGAAAAAUAUAACAGAGAAGUGGUUACCAGAACUAAAGAGUGCAGUCCUGAAUGCUCAGAAAUGCCUGGAAGAUUGCAAAUAUGUCAGGGGCUUGCUUGAUGAAUGGUGGGAACAACCUGCAUCAACUGUUGCUGACUGGGUUACAGUUGAUGGGCAAAAUGUUGCUGCUUGGCAUAAUCAUGUGAAGCAACUUCUCACAUUUUAUGAUAAGGAACUUCUGUGAGUUAAACUUCUAGGCUACAAGAGCAAUUGGUUUUGUCUCUCUUUCUCUCAGCUGCCUCCGUUCCUUUCCUACUUCCAUGCCAAAUUUGGAUACCGUCAGAUCUUUGAUGGAGUUUGCAGGUCCCGGAUAAACCUGGAGCCACAAGUGUUGGCGUUUGCUGAGGAUAUGGCUACGAUUUCAUUGUGGGAAAGAAGAUAGGGAAGGGGGCGAGCAGAGGUGUUUGAGGUUACUGUACGAGAAAUUAUUACAUGGUCCGGUCAAUCACAUGAAAGCGAGUUUGAGUUGAAAUUGACAUAAAACUGACACAUUUGCUUAUGUGUCAGCACAUGAUUGGUCCGGACCAAUGGUCCCAGGACCAUGUAAUAUCGCUAGUGUGCACCCACAUCAUUAUUUUCUCCUCCAUUUGAUUUUGUAGAUAGUUCUUCGUACAGAAGGAUCUUUUGUGUAUUAAUCGGACUAAUAGUUGUUGGGUACAUGGGGGGCUUAUUCUACGUUGUAUUUUGUUAGGGUCGAGUAAAUUCAUGGCAUUGAAAUGGCAGAGUGUGAUUUAACUGUAGAAAUUGUCUUUGUUUUUUCAUUGUUUUGUGUCGCAUGUUCCAAGUAAAUGAAAAAGUUGAUUGGUUUUUGGGCAAUUAUUAUGAUAACCCCCGACAACAAAAUAAUCAGUAGUCUGCAGUUCUGCACCAUGUUUUGCAAUUAUUAUGGCACAUGCAUGUCGCUAUAUUAGACGUGGUCCUUUAUUUGCAGUUAUUGAUACUCAACGACCACUCUACAUUGGAUCCUUUCUAUGUUAUCUGUGAAAUGAUUUUGAAGAAUAGCAAUGGCAGAUUUCUCUGAGAAUAAGUUCUAGCACCCAUAUCUGUAAUUCAAAGAUUGGUACUGUGACCUGAAAUUCAUGCUGAUCGCAAAUGUACGUGCAUAUUUUAGUUAUUCCGAUUUCCUUCAUUAUUCAGGGUAAAUUAUAAUUCAAUUUUAUACGGAGAUCCAUUUGGGUUUUAAUUUUCAGUCUCAUUAUAAAGAUUUGGGUGGUGUUUGGGUGAGUUUUUUAACAUCAAAAGUCCUUCGAUGAAUAAAGACUUUUAUAAGGAAUUUUGCUAAAAGGAAUUUAUAAGAAAAAAGUUGUUUGGUUAAUGCAUUUUUUAAAAGCUUUUUAACUAUUAAAUUAUAUUUUAUAUGACAAUAAUACCCAUAUCUUUUUACGGCAUUUUCAUUCAAGCCCAUCUUCUAUGACCACUCUUUCCAAAAAACUUUUGAAUCAUUUGUUACUGUUUACAACAUGAAAAUUAGAAUGAAGUAAACAAAAACUACGGCAACAAAGAACAUCAUUCAAUGGCCUAUUGCUGACAGAAAAUUUUCAAUUUUUCAUCCACAUUUCAAUUCUUGACAUAAUUUUCUUCCUAGUUAGUUGACAGAAAUUUAUAGACCCAUUUUCAAUUUUUCAUCCACAUUUCAAUUCUAAAAGGACCAUCAAUAUUAGUUGUAUCCUAAAUUUUAUCACUAACAUCUCUGCAAAUACAUCCACGUGUCUCUCUAAAAAUUUAUGAAAAUUCAACUUUGAAGCCUUUUUCCUCUCUCUCCUCUUUCCAUUUUGAAUCAAUUAGAGAAUAGAUCACUACAUACAUGGUGGCUGUUUUGAGGACCUUGGAGAUAAGUGACCCAUCCAAACGUGCUCAUCCCAUCUUUAGAGAUCGAAGUCUUUGCAGAUAACUCUACUUGCAACAUCUCAGAUAUGCCAUCCCCUAGGCUCUUCCGAACUCACGCGCCUUGCACAAUGCUACCGGAGUCCGUCCAAGACUUCCGGCUGCAAGAUUGUGUACGUCACUAGGAACCCCAAGACACAUUUGUGUCAACGUGGCACUUCAUGAACGCGAGGAGGAUGCCAGGCCAAGGGGCGUUCCCCAUCGGUGAGAGUUUUGAGAAAUUCUGCAAAGGGGUUCAUAACUACAGGCCCUUUCAUGACCAUGUCCUAGGGUAUUAGAAGGAGAGCAUGACGAGGCCCGAGAAGAUACUAUUCUUGAGAUACGAGGAUAUGAAGAGCGAUGCGAAAGGGCAAGUGAAGAAGUUGGCUUCAUUUCUUGGAAGACCUUUUGCCAAAGAGGAAGAGGUUGACAGGAUAGUGUGGAUGUGUAGCUUAGAAAGGUUGAUGAACUUGGAAGUGAACAGAAAUGGUGUGGACCCUUCUGUUGGGAUUUUGAAGAGUGCUUAUUUCAGGCUUGGUGUUGUUGGGGAUUGGAAGAACAGCUUGUCCAAGGAGAUGAAGGAGCAAAAAGAUGGAAGGCUCUGGUUUAGAUCUUUUAAUUUAGUAGUUUUCUUGCAUCUUUUAAUUUAGUUUGGAACUAUUGUUAAUUUUUCUUGCAUGCAUCUCUUGUAUUUGUCCACUUGUCCUAGUAGAAAUUUAGAGAAGUUUCUCACCUCAUGAAACUUCUCUAAAACAAUGUAUGAAUAACACCAAAUCUUUAACAAAAAAUUGUUGAAUUUUCAAGUAA
Messenger RNA from Cornus florida, 5298 nucleotides. Its product is annotated as AUGMIN subunit 5-like. Gene Ontology annotation, cellular component: spindle microtubule; HAUS complex. The transcript has 10 exons. Gene Ontology annotation, biological process: spindle assembly. The record is from RefSeq and is a predicted model, not a curated record. Bases 410 to 2812 code for a protein of 800 amino acids. NCBI's taxonomy places the organism in Eukaryota, Viridiplantae, Streptophyta, Magnoliopsida, Cornales, Cornaceae.